Heterocephalus glaber (naked mole-rat) is the source of this 165-nucleotide messenger RNA. Its product is annotated as putative zinc finger protein 56. Gene Ontology annotation, biological process: regulation of DNA-templated transcription. The record is from RefSeq and is a predicted model, not a curated record. NCBI's taxonomy places the organism in Eukaryota, Metazoa, Chordata, Mammalia, Rodentia, Bathyergidae.
AUGCUGGCCACCCCAGAAAUGGAACUGUUGACAUUCAGAGAUGUGGUCAUUGAUUUCUCUCCAGAGGAAUGGGAAUGCCUAGACGCUGCUCAAUGGAAUUUAUAUAGGGACAUGAUGCUGUAUCUGCUCAUUUUACCCAAGACUUUUCAGGAGACCAUUGCCUAA